GUCAUCGGUCACGUGACACUGGUGUUUUGAUACAAGCUCCGACACAGCGUUUCGAAUCACUCCGCUUCAGGACGAGUGACACAAGCUCCAAAGCUUCGGUAUCAUUUGCCCAUCACUAGUGUUGUUUGACUGACUUGAGAUGACUUGCUUGCCAUGGUUCAGAGCGCCCAGUCUGUGACACUGGUUUAUCUCUCAGACUGACUCCAGUCCAGAAGAUGAGUGUUUGUGUGGAGGAAGAGGAGGACAGAGCAGUACCAGUACCCAGCUGUCAGUCUGUGAGAAGUGACGAGUUCAAAGAUCAUCCUCUGAACUUCAGGACGGGGCCCGGACCCUCAAACACAAAAGAGAAGAGGAGUCAUGUUUCUGACAAGAAGCAAUGGUCCCGCUGUUUCUGGAAGAUCAAAUUGAUGAUGGUGACUCAUUGACUGAUUAUGAUGAAGAUAAUGAUCUGGACAUUCAACAUUACCCAUCUCUAGAUGGCUUUUUGUGCACAGCUUUGGAGAAAUCCCUGGAUAGUCAAACUGGCCACCUGGACCUGUUUGUCCGCUUCCUUUAUGGCCUGUGUCUGUAGUCCAACCAGAGACUUUUAGGAGGCCUGCUGGGUCAGACAGAGAACAGUCCAGAAACCAUCCAGAGAGCCAUCGACAACCUUAAGUGGAUGGAGGCCAAGUUUAUUUCUCCUGACAGAAGCAUCAACAUCUUCCUCUGUCCUGACAGAGCUGAACGACCACUCUGUCCAUCAGGAGAUCCAAGAGUCCCUGUCAGAGAAGGAACUCUUUGAGAUCCACUGCUCAGCUCUGGCCUACAUGCUGCAGAUGUCAGAGGAGGUUCUGGAUGAGUUGGACCUGGAGAAGUACAAGACAUCAUGGAAGGGUCGACUGAGAUUGGUCCCAGCUGUGAGGAACUGCAGAAAGGCUCGACUUGGUGAAUUUUGGCUUUCAGCCGCUCACUAUGAAGUCGUGGCAUCAGCUCUGAAGUCCAGCCCCUCCCAUCUGACAGAGCUGGACCUGAGGGGAAGCAAGCUGCAGGACUCAGGAGUGAAGCUGCUGUCAGCUGGACUGGAGAGUCCACACUGUCAACUGGAAUCACUUUCACUUGCUAAUUGUGGACUGUCAGAGACCAGCUGUGCUUCUCUGGCCUUAGCUCUGAAGUCCAACCCCUCCCAUCUGAGACACCUGGACCUGAGCAGAAAUGACCUGCAGGACUCAGGAGUGAAGCUGCUGUGUGCUGGACUGGACAGUCUACACUGUCAACUGCAGACACUGAGGUCAGUUUAUCUGCUGACUUUUGUCAUCGCCAGAGCAUUAACUGAACUUGCAUUACCUUACCUAACUCGCAUACCCCGUAACAGACAUAAUUUCGUGGUAUGUAUUAUAUGUCAUGUUGUUUUCCACGCUGACAGUUCCUGUGCUGUGGACAGUGAUGGCCAUACCAGGCCCCAUGAAGCUUUGAACCUUUUUGGACCAUUGUAUUGAAAAUUGGUUCACUACUUGAAGCUUCAUUCAUUGAGUGACAUCUGCUGGUGCAGUGGUUGUUGUGCAGCCUUGCAAAGGUGAAACUGAUGCACCUUGCGUGUGCAUGAGUUUUGUUUUAAUGAUGAGU
Molecule: messenger RNA, 1602 nt
Organism: Monopterus albus (swamp eel)
Lineage: Eukaryota; Metazoa; Chordata; Actinopteri; Synbranchiformes; Synbranchidae
Product: ribonuclease inhibitor-like
Exons: 4
Coding region: 807-1475 (222 amino acids)
Molecular function (GO): protein binding
Source: RefSeq, a predicted model, not a curated record